CAAAAAGCUACGACUUCGCAGCUGAGAAAUGCGACAGGAAAAGGAAACUCCAUAGCAAACAGAAAUCCAUUUCGUUUCCUCCUCCUCCGAUUCUCACUAGAAUUCAGCAAGCCCUCAUCGCUCUCUUGAAACCCUAGCUCUUCUUUAAUUCGCAUUUCCAGUUCACUCUACUUGAUCUCAACCACAGGCUCCAGUUCUCCGAAAAUGGUGUCAUGUGAAGGAGAUAUCAUGUUGGUAAAAAGAAAUGCUGAAGAGAAUGUUGUGUUAGAAGGAAAGAGGAAAAGGAAGAAGAAGAAGCAAGUUACCACACCUCGUCCUGCGUGCUCAUGGGUGUAUUUUAGCCGAGACUUUAUCAAGGAAUACAGCGCUUCGCAUCCUGAAUCCUCUGGCCUUAAAGCUGCCACGAAGGCAGCUUCAGAUGCAUGGAAGUCUAUGAGCCUUGAGGAGAAAGCAAAAUACACAAUGCGUGCUCGUGAAGUGUGGGAUAACUACUUGAGUACAGCCCCCACCCGUACCCCUAAGCCAAGAAAGCAGGCUAAACUAGUCACAAGAUGCUCUCCUGGCCGCUUAUUCAAUGUGAUACAGCGCCUCACAACUGAACAAAAGGCUGCCGUGAAGAGCAUGGGUUUUGGGAGCCUUCUUGACCUUAGAUGCCGAACUCUCCGCCGCAGCUUGUGUCUUUGGCUACUGGAGAGGUUUGACACUACACAACGUAGCUUGGAGAUUUGUGGAGAACGUAUUCCUUUAACACCAAAAGAUGUCGAGCUUGUGAUGGGAUUAGCAGCUAGUGGGAAGGAUGUGGUAAACUCAGGGCCUGAUGACUUGAUUGCGGACUUGCGGCACAGUUAUGAUGCUACAAAUCAUGGUAUUUCAGUCAGGCUCCUAGAAGAGAGGUUGGCAGAGCCUGAAGCAGGAGAGGAAUUUAAGAGAUCAUUCGUCCUCUAUGCGUUGGGCACUCUUCUGUCCCCAACAGCAAGGUUGGAUGUCAGCCCUUCAUUCCUUCACUUCUUGACGAAUGUGGAUGUUGUCCACCAGUAUAAUUGGGGGAAGUUCUUACUCGACCGGCUAGUUUGUGAGGUAUCUCGUUUUCAUCAAGGGAAGCAACGUGCAGUUGGUGGCUGUCUUCUGUUUCUCCAGCUCUUUUAUUAUGAAAGUAUCUCUGUUGAGGAAAAUGGUGCCUUGGCCCCUGCUGUUGUUCCAUUCCUAUCUUCAUGGGGCGAGGACGAGAUUACUGAAAGGGAGAAGCGGGAAAGAGAGCUUGGUGGUUAUGGAUGUGGGGAGGUGGUAUGUAGGGAGAGGUGUUUUGAUUUGGAUUCUUGCGAGUUUAUAGGUCAAUUGGAUAGGCCACCAGAAUGCAAUAUAAGUAGUGGGGUUGAGCAUGAUGCUCCCUUUGAGCAUAAGGAGAAUCAGGUUGAAGAACAGGUUGGUGAAUUUACUUUGGAGGAGGAAAAUAUGCUAGUGUUUGUUAGGAAUAAGGACAUAGUGUGUGGUGAGAUUGAACUAGUAGUUGAAUCAGUCAGAAAACAAUGCCGGAACAGAGAUUAUGGGUGUGAUGAAAUAGUGGAUUAUAUGAAGAAUAAUGACCAUGAAGAAACAUGCAUCUAUGGACCAUGUUCAUGCCCCCUUCCAGACUGCAACUUUGUUAGCUCAUCUGAACAGUUGUCACUGCAUUUCAGCAGCAAGCAUUGGGAUUCUGGAAGGCGUUUCAGAUACAACACCCCUUUAGCUGUCUCGUUGGGGAUAAACGAAGAAUUUCUUGUUCUUCAAGCAGAGGAGGAUGGCGCUCUCUUUCUCCUCAACAAGGGUACAGAAAGUAUUGGAAACAGAGUCAUGAUAACUUCAAUCAGACCAAUAUCUUCAGAAGAAAGGUUCGCAUAUAACCUAGUAUCAGGACGGGGAAACAGUUCUCUCAGAUUCAAAUCAGUGACAGAAAACUUUCCAGGCCGGGUGGAAGGGUUCCCCCAAAUGGAUUUUCUUCUGGUUCCAUUUUGUUUCUUCACUUCGUCUGGGCAACUCAACUUAGAAGUAUGUAUACAGAAUACCACAGAACUCACUGCAGAUUGCCCUUGAUUGAAUUAUUCAUUCUUAAGGUUGCGGUACAGGACUCAACUAAUAAUAUCACUUAAGCUGUCAUUAUGUGCAUGUUAGGGUUUUUGGAAAUUGACCUUGUAAGCGACUAAGUGUAAAACAGUACACCAAAUGCAGUUCACCUCCCAUAGUUUAGUCUUGACAGGUUUGCCUGAGAAUUGAUCUGCCUAUAGAUUACAGGUAACCGGAUCUUUAUAGUCACCCCACUACUUGGAAACUCUGUGAGGACUAUUGUUGUAUGCUUUCUUCGGUGACAUGCUGAUCUGUAUAUAUGAUAGGAUGAAAAAUCAAUUAGGUGUUAGGGUCUAGAGGCUACUGGGAAAUGAUGUUGAGGCGAUUGGUACCCUGUACUGAACCUCUUGAGAUAUGUUUCUUCUACAAUAUGGUAUGUUUUUCAAAAUUACUGGGAAAAAAAGUCUGCAACAAUACUAUUGAUGCUGUAUUAAAUUGUUACAUUUAUUUCUUAACGAAGUACAGAGGUA
Prunus mume (Japanese apricot) is the source of this 2570-nucleotide messenger RNA. Its product is annotated as protein MAINTENANCE OF MERISTEMS-like. Lineage: Eukaryota; Viridiplantae; Streptophyta; Magnoliopsida; Rosales; Rosaceae. The record is from RefSeq and is a predicted model, not a curated record. Gene Ontology annotation, molecular function: zinc ion binding.